This is a messenger RNA of Strongylus vulgaris, 636 nucleotides long. The record is from the annotation of a GenBank genome assembly. NCBI's taxonomy places the organism in Eukaryota, Metazoa, Nematoda, Chromadorea, Rhabditida, Strongylidae.
AUGUGUGGCGCCCUUCCUUGCAAACCAAACAAGAUCGGCUGUGUUUCUGGAUGUGCAAAUGACGCGCCUGUCGAUUCACCAAAGACGGAUGAAAAAGAAAGCGCACAGUCCACCUCCGAAGCAACCUUUAUGGAAGAACCCAUACGGGAUUUUACUCAAAAAGUGUUAAUCCUUCAGUAUGUGAUGUGCUAUGAUGGACUCAUUUCUCGUCUUGAAAAGUUGGCCAGUCGAGGUGAAAAGCCUUCUAACAUGGUCAAUCUAUUGUCUAUGGAUGGCGGCGGAAUUCGAGGACUUGUUAUACUUCAGAUACUCAUGGCGAUAGAGAAAGAAUUAAAAGAGCCAGUCUUUCCGUACUUCGAUUGGGUAGCGGGCACGUCCACGGGUGCUUUACUUGCGACGGGUCUUGCACAAGGCAAAACUCUCAGAGAAUGUCAACAUAUUUAUUUACGCUUUAAAGAUUUUAUACUCGAUGGUUGGAGCCUUCCUUAUAACGGUGCUGUCGUGGAACAGUUUAUGAAAGAUAGCGUCGGAGAGGAAUCAUUAAAAGAAAUUGUUUAUCCCAGCCAUGGCGAAGUUUUGAAAAAUCCAUUGGCUAUUUAUCGGCUAUCUAGCAUCUCUUCCAGAACUUCACAUAGG